This is a messenger RNA of Leptosia nina, 705 nucleotides long. The record is from the annotation of a GenBank genome assembly. Lineage: Eukaryota; Metazoa; Arthropoda; Insecta; Lepidoptera; Pieridae.
AUGUCUCCCAAUAUUCAAACCUUUAUAAACAGCUUCCAAAAUCGACUGGAACCACCCGUUCGCCAGCACCUUAAAAAUGUCUAUGGAACCUUAAUGAUGACAUGCACUGCUGCUUCAGUGGGUGCUUGUGUUGACAUGUUCACAAAGUUCCAAGCAGGUUUCUUAUCAGUUAUCAUUAGUGCAGGCCUAAUGUUGAUGCUAAUUGCUACCCCUGAUGAUGGAAAGAACACCAAACAACGUUUGGGAUAUCUUGCUGGAUUUGGCUUGACUACUGGUAUGAGCAUGGGGCCUAUGCUCAAAUGUGUCAGUGUUCUUGACCCAUCAAUAAUAGUGACGGCUCUCUUAGGGACAUCACUUGUGUUCAUUUGCUUCUCUAUCUCUGCUAUGUUAGCUGAGCGUGGUAGUUGGUUAUUCCUAGGUGGUACACUAAUGACAAUGUUUUCAUCAUUGUUUGUGAUGUCUUUGGUGAACAUUUUCUUACAAUCAGAAUUUAUUUACCAAGCGCACCUUUAUUUCGGUCUGAUUGCUGUGUGUGCAUUUGUCUUGUAUGACACCCAACUAAUAAUUGAGAAGCGUCGCAUGGGCAACAAAGACUUUGUACAACACGCCUUGGAACUCUUCAUUGACUUCAUAGGAAUAUUCAGGCGUCUUGUUAUUAUUUUAAAACAAAAGGAGGAGGAGCAAAGUCGCCGCAAACGUAAUUAA